Messenger RNA from Limulus polyphemus (Atlantic horseshoe crab), 2758 nucleotides. Its product is annotated as CTP synthase 1-A-like. Gene Ontology annotation, molecular function: CTP synthase activity; identical protein binding. Gene Ontology annotation, biological process: CTP biosynthetic process; pyrimidine nucleobase biosynthetic process. Gene Ontology annotation, cellular component: cytoophidium; cytoplasm. The transcript has 2 exons. NCBI's taxonomy places the organism in Eukaryota, Metazoa, Arthropoda, Merostomata, Xiphosura, Limulidae. The record is from RefSeq and is a predicted model, not a curated record. Bases 290 to 688 code for a protein of 132 amino acids.
UCUAAAAUAUACAGUACUAGUAAGUUUCAUCUAAAAUAUACAGUACUAGUAAGUUUCAUCUAAAAUAUACAGUACUAGUAAGUUUCAUCUAAAAUAUACAAUAGUAGUAGUUUUGUCUAAAAUAUACAGUACUAGUAAGUUUCAUCUAAAACCUGCUGAAUGAUAAAAAUAGUACUCUAUCUUUUAAGAAUAUUUUUUUCUUUCUGAUCCAAAAUAUAUUAAGCAUUAUAAUAAACCCAUGAAAAAACUUGCAAUAAUUUUGUUUCUAUUGAUAUAAUGAAAAUGUUGAAUGUUUUGCACAGGUAAACUUUAUAAAGGUGAGAAAUACAUAGAUGAAAGACAUCGACACCGUUAUGAGGUAAAUCCAGCUUUUGUUCCUGAUUUUGAAACAUCAGGCAUGAAAUUUAUAGGCCAAGAUGUAAAUGGAGAGAGAAUGGAAAUCAUGGAACUACAAGGUCAUCCAUAUUUUGUAGGAGUUCAAUUCCACCCAGAGUACAUUUCCAAUCCUCUACGACCUUCUCCUCCUUACCUAGGUCUUAUCUUAGCUUCAUGUGGUAAGCUAAGCUACUAUUUAUCUAAAGGUUGCAGACUUUCACCAAGACAAAUAAGUGAUGAUGACAGCUCAGAUGAAGAAGUCAUUGCUAAACCAAAGAAGACUUCUCAAGUACUUAUACCACAAGAUGGUUGACUGCUUAGAAAAAAUGUCAUUUUACAAAUUGAACCUCUUACAGAAUAAAAUUUAUUCGGGAAUUAGUUAAACUUUUAUUCUGUACAUUGUAUAUUUAUUUAUUUUAUUUUCACAAAAAGUUUACAAAAACCAUUGUAAAAUAUGUGCCAAAUAAUGCAGAUAUAAUUUAUUUAUGGGAGGUUAUCCCAUACUUAAAGCUUUAGACAGAAAGAAUGUAGCAAAGUUUUGUGAUAUAAAAGUUUAUUAAACCAGGAUAUGUAAGAAAGUAUUGUAUCAUUUUAGUUCUCAUGAUAUUUCAUGUGGAUUUGGUUUAUAAUAUUAGAUAUAGUAGUCUCUACAACCUGGCAGAAGUUAGAGAGUUACAGGUAGUAGUAUCUGAAACUCGGCAGAAGUUAGCGGAUUACAAAUACUAGUCUCUACAGCUUGACAGAAGUUAAAGGAUUACAGGUACUAGUCUCUACAGCUUGGCAGAAGUUAUAGAGUUACAGGUAGUAGUCUCUACAACUUGGCAGAAGCUAAAGGGUUACAGAUAAUAGUAUCUACAACUUGGCAGAAGAUAGAUAGUUGUAAGUUGUAGUCUUUACAACUUGGCAGAAGAUAAAGGAUUACAGGUUGUAGUUUUUACACCUUGGCAGAAGUUAAAGAUUACAGGUGUAAGUCUACAGCUUGACAGAAGAUAGAGAGUUACAGGUUGUAGUUUCUACACCUUGGCAGAAGUUAAAGAUUACAGGUAUAAGUCUACAGCUUGACAGAAGUUAAAGGAUUACAGGUACUAGUCUCUACAGCUUGACAGAAGUUAAAUGAUUACAUGUACUAGUCUCUACAGCUUGACAGAAGUUAAAGGGUUACAGAUAAUAGUAUCUACAACUUGGCAGAAGAUAGAUAGUUGUAAGUUGUAGUCUUUACAACUUGGCAGAAGUUAAAGGAUUACAGGUAGUAGUAUCUACAACUUGGCACAAGAUAGAGAGUUACAGGUUGUAGUUUCUACACCUUGGCAGAAGAUAGAGAGUUACAGGUUGUAGUUUCUACACCUUGGCAGAAGUUAAGGAUUACAGGUAUAAGUCUCUACAACUUGGUAGAAGUUUAAGGAUUACAGGUACUAGUCUCUACAGCUUGGCAGAAGUUAAAGGAUUACAGGUACUAGUCUCUAUAGCUUGGCAGAAGUUAGAGAGUUACAUGUUGUAGUUUCUACACCUUGGCAGAAGUUAAAGAUUACAGGUAUAAGUCUCUUCAACUUGGUAGAAGUUUAAGGAUUACAGGUACUAGUCUCUACAGCUUGGCAGAAGUUAAAGGAUUACAGGUACUAGUCUCUAUAGCUUGGCAGAAGUUAGAGAGUUACAAGUAGUAGUCUCUACAACUUGGCAGAAGCUGAAUGGUUACAGAUAAUAGUAUCUACAACUUGGCAGAAGAUAGAUAGUUGUAAGUUGUAGUCUUUACAACUUGGCAGAAGUUAGAGGGUUACGGGUAGUAGUCUAAAAUUUGGCAGAAGUUAAAGGGUUACAAGUAGUAAUCUUGACAGGAGCUACAGGGUUAGAAGUACUAGUCUCUACAACUUGGCAGAAGUUAGAGGGUUAUGGGUAGUAGUCUCUAAAAUUUGGAAGAAGUUAAAGGGUUACAGGUAGUAAUCUUGACAGGAGUUACAGGGUUAGAAGUACUAGUCUCUACAACUUGGCAGAAGUUAGAGGGUUAUGGGUAGUAGUCUCUACAAUUUGGUAGAAGUUAAAGGGUUACAAGUAGUAAUUUUGACAGGAGUUACAGGGUUAUAAGUACUAGUCUCUAAAACUUUGCAGAAGUUAGAGUAUUACUGGUCAAGCUGCAGCUGCUAAUCAACACCAAUACUGCCCACAUAAAAAAAUAUUAGUUGCCUACAUUUUCUUUACAAAAGUAUUUUAUAUUCUAUGGGUAUUAACGUGUUCAUUAUCUCAAAUGGCUAGUUUUUUGUUUAAUGAAAGAACAUUUAGAAUAUAACAUGUGUGAAGACAAAAACAAAAUAAACUAUUGAUAGUUAACAAGUAUGUAAGUAAGUUAACAAAGGUGUGUCUAAAGAAAUAAAACUUAUUUUGAAACUUA